Molecule: messenger RNA, 1248 nt
Organism: Cyclospora cayetanensis
Lineage: Eukaryota; Apicomplexa; Conoidasida; Eucoccidiorida; Eimeriidae
Exons: 10
Coding region: 1-1248 (415 amino acids)
Molecular function (GO): endo-1,3(4)-beta-glucanase activity
Source: RefSeq, a predicted model, not a curated record
AUGUAUGGAUCCGUCGUUUGUGCCUGUGGCUUUGAUGAAAUCCCCGGCGGACUAGCCGAUGAUGGGGUAUCACAAAAUGGAGACCCUCGAGCAAUUCUGUCUCUUGGCAAUUUGUGCCCAGCUCUGCGCGAUUCUUCAGUAGAAGGCGGUGCGGGCUUUUAUGAAGGUACUCAGGCAUUAUUUGGUUACAUCAUUCACAUGGCGGCUGUAGUGGCCCACUUUGAGCCCGAGUGGUUGAAUACACGCCUUCGCAUCCUCAUGCCCACGGGCAUUGCAAAGCCAAAAAUUCACUAUCUCAUAUUGAAUCUCAUCCUGAAUAUCGCUGCUCCUGACUUCCUGGGACCUUAUUCUGAUCCUCUGGUCCGCAAGGCCUUGCAACGCGGCUUCACGCCAUACCGACACAAAGAUUGGUGGUAUAUGAAUUCAUACGACUCCGGAAUGCAUUAUGUUGAUUCCAAAGGCCCUUACUCGGUAAGCCCAAGUGAAACUACUUUUGCUUACUGGGCCAUCGCACAGUACGGGAAGGUCACAAAGGACAUGAGCCUCCACCGAUGGGGGGCUGUCUUGGCUGGGACGGAGCUCUAUGCGGGCAACGCAUUCUUCCGCGUGAAGGAAUGGAACUCCAUUUAUCCUCAUGCCUUGCGAUACCUGGGCGCCCUUGGUCGCGUACACGAGAGUGGAGCCUCCUUCGAAACAAUUGAGGGCGUGGAGCCAUAUAUGGUUUUUACGCGGCAGGUGUUGCCCAUAACGCCUCUCUCUGUAGAGCUGCUGGAGAGUGGCUGGUCUCUCUUUGUACAGAAGUUGUGGCAGCACUCCUGCACUAAGGAUAUGACGAAGUGCAUAGAGGAUUUUGGAGACAUUGCGCUGGCCCAUAUAAAUGUCUUCACUAUGAAGUGGACCCAGGGCCUACUAAAAACAAAGACACCUGGUACAGUCAACAAACAUGUCCUUUCAACAAACCACAUUCUGCGUGUUCACUUAUUGCAUUCGUGGCUGAUUGGCCUCUCCUACUCGUGCAUACAGCCAGAAGAAACUGAUGAACCAGAAGGGGAGGAACAGCUAAAACGGGAAAUCGUGCAUGCAACAAAACAAGUGACAAGAGUAGAUUGCUUCCAGAGGAAACAGUUCCAGUGCGGGCCAUUCACUCUCAGUAACGGCAUCUUCUUUGCAGCUAUUUCCCAAGCAGCUGGAGGAGCUCAGGGUAUUUUGGAGGCAGAAGAAGGAAAUGGAAGAUUUAGAGUCUAUUAG